AUGUCAGCCCCUCCGCAGCGCGCGGCCACGCCGCUGGGCAGUAGUUUUCCUCCAAGUGACACUGGGCUUCCGCCCCGCACCUCGGUGCUGCUGUCCAAGGCGGGGCUGCGCCCAGGGACAGCGGCAGGGCAGGGUGCGGCAGGGGCAGCUGUUGCACGGCCUAUGACCUCCAGCAAGGCGGCUGGCUACUCGUCCCCUCUGGCUGGGGCAGGUAGCGGGGGCACAGGCGGCCGCAGCGGCCCUCCGGGCACUGCCGCUCCCCUCGCUGGCAGCAUGGCAUCGGCAGUUGCGGCUCGGGACCAGUGCGAGGCCCUGGAGGAGCGCGUGCACCAGCUGCUGGAGGACGCAGCGUCACGUGUGGCGGCAGGUGACACCAGCGGCGGCGUGGAUGCGGCGCGAGACGCAGUGCGGCGUGAGCAGCGCCUCUGCGCCAUGCUGGAGCAAUCGGGGUGGGGCGACCAGAUCAGCCUCGACCUCAAAUUUGCAGUCAGCCUGGGGCUGGCCGCUGCUUAUGAAGCCAACCAGCAGCUGGCUGAUGGGCUGGUCAUCUACGAACAGGUCCUGCGGAGCAGGCUGUUCCCGCAGGCAGGCUGGCUGCGGCUGAACAUGGGGGCUAUCCACUACCGGCAGCAGGACUAUGCCCGGGCAGUGAAGCAGUUCCGCAUGGCGCUGGAUGCCACACCCCCGCCCUUCCGCCGCCUGCGCCUUGACACCGCACGUAACAUCGGGCUGACCUUUGUGCGGUCGGGGCGAUACCAGGAGGCUACAGACACCUUCCAAGCAGUCAUGCAGGACGGCGCCGACCAUCAAACAGCGUUUAACCUGGUAUUGUGUGCCGCAGCGGCGGGGGACGCUGAGCUCAUGCGCCAGAGCUUUCUCGAGCUGCUGCAGGUGCCGGGGUAUGCAGAUGACGUACUGGGGGAGGAAGGCAGCGAGGAAGAGGGACUGCAGGGACUGCUAAGCAGAGCCAGAGAGCCAGAUACCUUGCGUGUGCAGCAGGAGACCAAGCAGGCACAGGUAGAGGGCUACGUACUCGCGGCUUCCAGGCUCAUCGCCCCGCUGCUUCAUGGCACCAGUUGGUCAACAGGCUUUGACUGGUGCCGGGCGCAGUUGAACACGUCAUCCUACAGCGCUCUGGCCAGCGAGGUGCAACUGGCCAAGGCCAAUGAGCACCUGGCGCGCAAGGAGUAUGCAGCCGCGGUGGUGCUGCUGAAAGAGUUCGGGCGCAGCGACAGCAGGCAGCGCGCCGCUGCCGCAGUCAAUCUUUCCAUGCUGUCGCUGCUGGAGGGGCAGCUGGAGACAGCAGCAGGGUAUGGCGACUACUGUUGCGAGGCAGACCCCGGCAGUGCGGCUGCACUGGUCAGCCGAGGCAACGUGCACAUGGGGCAUGGCCAGGCAGAGGCGGCAUUGCAGCUUUACGAGGACGCGCUGCAGCUAGAUGACGCCUGCCUGCAAGCACUAUUCAAUGGGGGGCUGGCCUGCCGGUCUCUUGGCCUGCCGGAUCGUGCGUUGUUGCUCAUGCAGCGGCUGUUGCAUGCCAACCCCAGCCACGCAGAAGCCAUGUGGCAGGCAGCAGAGCUGUGUGACGAGCUGGCGGACUCGGUUCGGGCUGUGGACUGGCUCACCCGCCUGCUCACCAAGGCAUCACAUGAUUCGGCAGUGCUGUCCCGGCUUGGCACACUGCAUGCCAAGCUAGGGGACGAGGCCGAGGCACUUGCAUACCACACUGAGGCCUUCGCUGCUGAUCGCACCAACCUGGACACGGUGUCAUGGCUGGGGGCACACCAUGUGCGCCGCCACGACUAUCUAGCAGCUAUACCCUUCUUUGAGGCUGCUGGGCGUGUCCAGCCGCGUGAUAGCAAGUGGGCGCUGAUGGUGGCAGGCUGCCUGCGGCGGGUGGGGCGGCUGCAGGCGGCAUUGCUCCAGUAUCGUGAGGUAUACCGGAUGGCCCCCAACAACACAGAGGCACUGCGCUACCUCAGCCAGCUCAGCCAGGAGUUUGGCUUGCACGACGACGUCCAAAAAUUCAGUUCAGAGUUGGCCCGGAUCGAGCGCAUGCAAGCCGCAGCGGCAGGAGCACCCGGCAUGGCGGCGGAGGCUGUACGACCCGGCACGGCCCUCACGCGGUUGACGGCGCAGCGGCCUGCCACCCAGGGCAGCCGCCCAGGCAACGUGCCAGGCCUCCCGCUCCUACUCGUGACACGUGGAGCGCACGUUGGUUGA
Messenger RNA from Chlorella variabilis, 2223 nucleotides. RefSeq lists its product as hypothetical. Gene Ontology annotation, cellular component: centriole; ciliary basal body; ciliary base. Gene Ontology annotation, biological process: non-motile cilium assembly; intraciliary transport. Gene Ontology annotation, molecular function: kinesin binding. The record is from RefSeq and is a predicted model, not a curated record. The coding region runs from base 1 to 2223 and encodes 740 amino acids. The transcript has 7 exons. NCBI's taxonomy places the organism in Eukaryota, Viridiplantae, Chlorophyta, Trebouxiophyceae, Chlorellales, Chlorellaceae.